Brettanomyces nanus is the source of this 2010-nucleotide messenger RNA. RefSeq lists its product as uncharacterized. NCBI's taxonomy places the organism in Eukaryota, Fungi, Ascomycota, Pichiomycetes, Pichiales, Pichiaceae. The coding region runs from base 1 to 2010 and encodes 669 amino acids. The record is from RefSeq and is a predicted model, not a curated record. Gene Ontology annotation, biological process: DNA-templated transcription. The transcript has a single exon.
AUGGUUCGGCGAUCUAGCAGAAAAAACAAGGGAAUCAACAGAAGCCUUAAAGCCCUGGAAAAUUUUGAAAUCGAAGAGGCCAAAGGGAGAAACAAAGCCAAAGUUACUGAUAGCAGCGUUCGAUGCUUACCUUGUGGUACAACAGAUGACAACUAUGAUGAGCAAAACGAUUCUAGAAUGAUGAUACAGUGUGAUAAAUGUAGGACGUGGCAGCACGUGAUCUGUAUGUUUCAGACUGAUGAUGAGAAGGUUAUUCCAGAAGAGUAUUAUUGUAAUGUCUGUGAUCCCAUCAACAAGAUAUACAAGGGUAUGAAGGGAGAAGAAAACGUUGAAAAGGAUCAGCAAGUGGAAGCUCAGGGUGAAGUGAAAGCUCAGGGUGAAGUGGAAGCUCAGGGUGAAGUGGAGGCUCAGGGUGAAGUGGAAGCUCAAGGUGAAGAUACUUCUGAUGGGGCCUUUGACGAAGAAUCAAAUAAACAUCCUGUUAAGCGAAGAAAGACAAAGGCUAAUGCCAAGGCGUUUAAUACUAACAAGACACGAGAAUCCGUGGUGAAACAGUUUGCACGUAAAUUUGCGACAAAGGUUUCAAGUCUGGACCAAUCGCUAGUUAACGAAGGGUGUUCAAAACGAUGGGCCGAUGAGAUGGAGGGUUCAUUAUACGAUGCCUAUCCCCCAGUGGGAGGGCAGAGUGUAUCAGACGAAUAUAUGAAAAAGACGAGGACGCUUUUAUUUAACUUAGGAAAGACUAAUUUGAUGGAUAAAAUAGUGAAGAGCAGUUUUGACUUUACUAAAAUAGUACGACUAACACCUGAGGAGAUGAUGAGGGAUGAUUACAAGGAGCUUGCAAAUGAGGUGAAAAAGCAGUCGAUGAGUCAGACGAUUUUGCCAAACACAGAUGAAAAGGUGAGAAUUAGAAGGACUCAUCGUGGCGAAGAGAUUAUAGAGAACACUGAGUUUGGUCAGAAAUCUAUGGAGGAUACCAGAUUGGAAGAGAUCGACAAGCUUCGAGAGGAGAAGGAGAAAAGGGAAAAAGAGGAGAAAGAGAAGCAGUUAGAAGAGCUGGGUAUGCUUGGUAUCGAAGAGGAGCCGUCCACAGUGGCUCAUGUUGAGUUUAACUUGGAUGUUAAUGGGAGUGAAGCCGAAGAGGAGGCUGAAGAAGGGAUUGACGGCGACGGUGUUGAUGAUAGUGAUGGAGCACGUGAUAGUAUUUCACGUGUGAACGACGAUGAUUUUGACAAGAUUCUCGAAAAGGGUGGAUCUAGGACGGCUACGGCGAGUACAAAAAAGGGGAAGGACCAAGAAGAGCAACGGAAGUCCCCUCCAAUCGUUGAUGACAUUGAUUAUGAUCCACUUGAUACAGUCCAAUUAGAAUUUACGGUAUGGAGGGGGAGUAUUGAAUUUCCGGGAAUCGGCUUGGUAAAGGUGAAGAGCGUUUUCCGAUGCUCGACAGCCAAAGUGUCGAAGAACGAGCUUCUUCUAACAACGAAGCGAAUAUUCGGCGACUUUACGAUGGGAUCUCAGGGUCUUUUCAAUGCGGGAAGGCUUUCUGCGUCGACGGCAGACGAGUAUCUGAAUAAAGUGAUACAGUCACGUGACUUUUACAUGUGCGAGAUGAUACCAGAUAACGAAGGGGUUGUUGAUUCCCCGGUGGAUGAACAGGCCAAUAUGUUUAAAUACAUGGAGGUGUGGAAUUAUUUCCGCAACUUGCACAAGUAUGGAGUGGUUGAUGGCAAGCCAGAUUACGUUAAAGAUAGCUACGUGCUGUGCUUCUCGCGAGAGCAGUUACUGAAUGGUGACAUCCCUGCAUUUCUGGAUUAUUUCGAGAGAGAUAGCUUGUUCCAUGAGAUGGAAAAGGAACAAUCUAUAGAAAAGGAAGAACAGAAAGAGUUGAAAGAUAAAAAAAUGUAUAUACUAUUUGUGGCCCGCAAGAAGUUGACUCAAGCACUCAAAGAGAGCAGUGGCAACAAAUUCAACGAGCCCCUGCAAAGCAUAAUGAAGCAGCUAGCCAGCUAA